CCAUGUCGCGGAGCUCGCAGGGCGGGCGGCCCGGCCGGUCCCCGCUGCCCCGCGGGGCUAGCCCCGGCUCCGCCGCCGCCCCGCUGCCGCCGCCCCCGCUGCCCCUGCAGCCCCCCUUCGGCCCCGGCGGGGCCAGCCCGGGCCCCAGCGGGCCGGCAGAGCUCAAGCCGGUUCGGCGGUUCAUCCCGGACUCGUGGAAGAACUUCUUCAAAGGGAGACGCCACCCCGGCUCCAGCUGGGAUAGCACGGCCUCCGACAUCAGGUACAUUUCGGACGGGGUCGAGUGCUCGCCACCUGCCUCUCCCGCCCCGCUGCAGCCGGGGACCAGGACGGUGCCUGGCUCCUACACGGACCCAUUCGGGGGGUCGGGCGGGAGCUACAACUCUCGGAAGGAGGCCGAGGCCAUGCUGCCCUCCGGAGACCCCUCGGGCUCGCUGGAGCGCCGCGCCGGCACUGGGCAGACUUACAGCGAGCGGGUGGAGGAGUACCACCAGCGGUACGCCUACAUGAAGUCCUGGGCAGGGCUGCUCAGGAUCCUCGGCGUGGCCCAGCUGCUGCUUGGCGCCGCCGUCUUCGCCUGUGUCACCGCCUACGUACACAAGGACAACGAGUGGUACAACAUGUUCGGGUACUCGCAGCCCUACGGAUACGGGGCGGGCAGCGCCUACGGGGGAUACUCCUACAGCGGGCCCAAAACCCCUUUCAUCCUGGUGGUGGCGGGGAUGGCGUGGAUCGUCACCAUAGUGCUGCUCGUGCUGGGCAUGUCCAUGUACUACCGAACUAUCCUCCUCGAUUCCAACUGGUGGCCUCUGACCGAGUUUGGGAUCAAUGUGGCCUUGUUCAUCCUGUACAUGUCGGCUGCCAUAGUGUACGUAAACGAUACCAACCGAGGUGGGCUCUGCUAUUACCAGUUGUUCAAGACGCCGAUAAAUGCGGCUUUUUGCCGUGUGGAGGGCGGUCAGACUGCGGCAAUCAUCUUCUUGUUUGUCACGGUGAUCCUCUAUCUAAUUAGUGCGAUGGUUUCCCUAAAGUUGUGGAGGCACGAAGGGGCCAGGAGGCACAGGGAAUUAAUGGAACAGGAGAUGAAAACACAAUCCUUUUUUCCCGAAAAGAAGUAUGAAGGUGAUGACAGACCAAGGGAAGAAGUCAGUUACAGGCAGCUCAAAUCACUGGAAAGAAAACCAGAACUGCUUAAUGGUCAUAUACCUGCAGGCCACAUUCCUAAACCUAUAGUGAUGCCAGACUACUUAGCGAAAUACCCUGUAAUUCAAACAAAUGAAAUGAGAGACCGGUACAAAGCAGUAUUCAAUGAUCAGUUUGCUGAGUAUAAAGAACUGUCUAUGGAAGUUCAUGCUGUAUUAAAAAAGUUUGAUGAGCUGGAUGCACUGCUGAAACAACUUCCACACCAUCCUGAAAGCAUAUAUGAGCAGGAAAGGAUAUCAAAAGUUCUGCAAGAAUACAAGAAGAAGAAAAACGAUCCUUCAUUUCUAGAGAAAAAGGAGCGUUGUGAAUAUCUGAAGAAUAAGCUUUCUCACAUAAAACAACGAAUUCAGGACUAUGAUAAAGUUAUGAAUUGGAAUGUAGAAACUUAGUGAUGCCUUCACGUCAUGGAUACUAUUUUCUGGUUUAAAAAUCAAUAUGUGUAUUUUAACCUAUUUAUUUACUCUUUGAACAGUACGCUUAUGGGGAUUACUUAAUCACUGUCAUAUGUUUGGAUGUUGUACAUUACUGAUAGGUUUUGUAUGCAGAUCCAAUUGUAAUUGAAGUUAUGAGAUAAGUUAGGAAACUGCUGCUAACAUUCUGCUUUCAUUAGUGCAAAUCCUGGCCUCUUAAAUACAAAUACUUUAUUUGAAAAUACUUCAUUUUUAAAUUAGCAAAGCCUGCCAGAGAAAGCAGUUUCCAAAUAUCUUGGGGAAACUGCACAGAAAUGCUGUUAACAAUUUUGCAUUUUAUUUAUAUGUGACAUCUUAAUGAUAUCAGAAAGAGCUGAGCUGUUCUGUGUGGGGUUUGAUGCACUGCCCAAUUGUAUUGAAUAUUUUCAGCAAUUCAGGAACUAGUUUAAUAAGAAUUUUUGUAUUGCAUUUCCAAAUGCUGUCAAUUAUACCAAGAAUCAUCUUGAAUUUUGCCUAACAAAAAAGGAAAAAUAACUUCUUAUUUAACCAGCUGGGGGAGGGGUACUUGGGUUUGGUUUUUUUAUUGUCUUCUUCAGAGGUGAUGCAACAAAUCUAUACCUGGCCUUAAAGGAAUAGAGGUACAGGAUGAGGCAUAUUAAUGUCCCAUUAGUGUUGCUUUAGGUCAGUGUGCUCUGCCUGCCUUCUGGAUCAUGCUGUUAGGGGUACAAGUGUUUAAGGGCGUCACUCUUCAUCAGCAAGUAACAGGACUUCCUGUCCAUGCAGCAGCUGUUAAUGAACUUGGCAUUCAGAGAGCAAGUACAGCAAAAUGAAUUCUCUUUCAAAGUAUAAAUUGUUAGUAUCCUCUUCAAGGCCAGAUAAAAUGUAUUAAAAUACAUACUUUCCAGAGCAUAUUUGCAUAAAUUCUAUAUAUAUAUUUUUAUAUUUUCUUGGGGAUAUUAUGCUGGCAAUAGAUUUGUAUGUGCAAGUAUUUUCAUAAGCCAGUAGAUUUUCUCUUUGUAUCUUUUUCAUAUCUUUAUUUACUUUAACUUUUUUACUUACUAUAAUUGUUAGAAGCAUUGAUAGUAUUUGUACAGUUUUUUACAACUGCAAUUUGUCUGUUCUGAAAUAUGUUUUUUUAAUAUUAAAAAACCCACCAGUGUAGCCAUAUUACUCUAUUCCUUAUAAAGACAUUUUGUUUGGGAAAGGUGCUCUGAUUACAGUUACUGCAAAUUUUUGUUAGUGAUUUGAAAGAAAGUUUUAACUUCUGCCUUAAUUUAAAGGAACAACAUCAGGAAAGCCAUUUCCAGUUUAGUGUGGUCAUGGUAGUACUACCUCUGCUCUUCACUGUUGGAAAUGUAUUAACAUACCUCACUCUGACCAUUGUAGCCCUGCUGGUUUUUCAUUUCUUAUUGUUCAUGCUGCAGUCCUGAUGGUCAUACACCCACCUUCCUAUUUGUAAAAUUGACAUUCCAAUUUUAUCAGCCUUUUAAUUCCAAGAGCUUUAGUGGAUGAAGUAAAUAGCACCAAAUGCCAUGGGAACACUGAGAGAAUUUGAAAAUUUGGCACCUCUUCAUUUCAAAGCCUUCAAUCUCAUCUACUGGAAGGUGCCUCGGUAUUUUCAUCAUUCUGAGAACACAUGGCAGCCAGUGCUAUGCCUUGUUCUCUCUCUGCCUUUUCAGUGCCUUUCUCUCAGGUUCUGGUUUGUAUUCAUUUCAAAGGAGAAACCUCUCUUUCUUAUAAAGGAGACGGGCCAAUUUUUUAUACUUGUUGUGCUGAAUACUUGUUAAAUUGUUCUUUGUAAGAGAAGUACUUGUCCAGAUCUCCACAAUCUAAAUAAAUGACCUCUCACUGCA
Molecule: messenger RNA, 3466 nt
Organism: Passer domesticus (house sparrow)
Lineage: Eukaryota; Metazoa; Chordata; Aves; Passeriformes; Passeridae
Gene: MARVELD2
Product: MARVEL domain containing 2
Exons: 6
Coding region: 3-1592 (529 amino acids)
Biological process (GO): bicellular tight junction assembly
Cellular component (GO): cytoplasmic vesicle; bicellular tight junction; apical plasma membrane
Source: RefSeq, a predicted model, not a curated record